This is a messenger RNA of Prunus mume (Japanese apricot), 1866 nucleotides long. Its product is annotated as cytochrome P450 CYP749A22-like. The record is from RefSeq and is a predicted model, not a curated record. Gene Ontology annotation, molecular function: oxidoreductase activity, acting on paired donors, with incorporation or reduction of molecular oxygen; heme binding; iron ion binding. NCBI's taxonomy places the organism in Eukaryota, Viridiplantae, Streptophyta, Magnoliopsida, Rosales, Rosaceae.
AUAAAUUGGAAGUAAUCAUUUUCAUUUUCAUUUUCGUUUGUUCUCCCAAACCAAGUAAUACUUAUCAUCAACAAAGACGAGCAAGAAGCUUGUUAAAGAGAAACAAGAGAGGAAGAAAACUGAGAAACAGACUAGGUAGGUUGAGAGGAGAAGGAGAUGAAGGGAGAAGAAUUAGGAAAAAUGAUACUUGUCUCAAGCAUUGUUUGUGUAACGUUGCUGCUGUUGUUGGCUAUGAUCAAGAUGUUUGAAAAGCUAUGGUGGAAACCGACUCGCAUUCGGAAGCUGAUGGCUCUGCAGGGGAUCAAAGGCCCUUCUUUCAGACUUAUCCAUGGAAACACCAUAGAAAUCUCCAACAUGAAAAGGGAAGCAAUGAGCAGGCCCAUGAGCUUAUUACAUGACAGCUUUCCUCAAGUUCAACCUCACAUUCACUUGUGGACCAAGUUAUACGGGAAGAAUUAUCUUCAAUGGCAUGGCUCCAAACCUCAGCUUGUCAUUACAGAAGCUGCAAUAUGCAAAGACAUACUGAACAACAAUGAUGGGGCUGUUCAAAAAGCAGAGACAAUAGGAUAUGUGAAGAAGCUAUUAGGAGAUGGCCUCACAAGAUCCUCAGGUGAAAAAUGGUCCAAGAUGAAAAAACUGGCCAACCAUGCCUUCCAUGGAGAGAGGUUAAAAAGUAUGAUCCCAGCAAUGAUAGCCAGUGGCGAGACAAUGCUUGAGAGGUUGAAAAACCAUCAAGGCAGAGAGAUUGAAGUUUACGACGAGUUCAGGUUUUUCACUUCAGAAGUGAUCUCCAGAACAGCCUUUGGCAGCAGCUACUUAGAAGGCGAGAAUAUUUUUGAGAUGUUGAUGAAGUUAGCCUUCUUGACAUUCAAAAAUACUCACAAAAUUAGGUUUCCAGGUAUCAGUAAGAUCUUUAAAACCAAAGAUGAGAUCGAAUCAGCGGAGCUUGAGAAAGGAAUACGCAACAGCGCAAUGGAGCUUAUUAAGAAAAGAGAAAAGAAGGCAAUGGCUGGAGAAGAAGAAGGCUUUGGGAGUGAUUUUCUUGGAUUGCUUUUAGAGGCUCACCAUGAUACCAAUGAGAAGCAGAGGAUUUCAGUGGACGAUUUGGUCGACGAGUGCAAGACUUUCUACUUGGCUGGACAAGAAACCACUACCAGUUUGCUUGCCUGGACUGUCUUUAUUCUGGCCCUCCAUAGAGAUUGGCAAGAGGAAGCAAGAAAGGAGGUCCUACAACUAUUUGGCAAACAAACUCCAAACCCUGAUGGCAUUGCCAAACUCAAAACAAUGAGUAUGAUUAUCAAUGAGUCCCUGAGAUUAUACUCUCCUAUUGUUUCCUUGGAAAGGAAAACUGAGAGGGAAGUUAGACUGGGAAAUCUCAUAGUCCCUGCUAAUGUUGAACUGCUACUCCCAAACCUAGCAUUUCACCAUGAUCCUAAAUUCUGGGGAGAAGACGUGCACCUUUUCAAACCAGAGAGAUUCUCAGAAGGGGUUGCUAAAGCUACCAAGGAUAACAUGGUCGCAUUCCUUCCCUUUGGAAUGGGACCUCGAACUUGUGUGGGCUUCCAGUUUGUAACCAUUGAAGCAAAGAUUGCCCUGUCAAUGAUUCUACAGAACCACUCAUUCACCCUCUCUCCGGCCUACGUCCACUCCCCCUUUCAAUUUCUUACACUUAGGCCACAGCAUGGCGUUCGAGUAACGCUACACCCGCUCUGAACUGUGUAGACCACGUGGAUAUGAGGUUGAAUGCGGGGAAACCAUGGCUUUGAGUUUCAGUCAAAUAAUGGUACUGGGUUUGUGAGUUUUAUUUAUGUACGUAGAGUCUGUUAUUGGUACUUCAAUAAAGUAUUUGAGAUAAAUUGACAAUAA